AUGUCACAUCACUCAAGGCCGUCACGGUCGCCAAUCCCUCCGGGCCCUGGCGCCGGAGGCGUGGUCUCGGAAACGGACCGCACCUCGAACCCCAGUUCCAAGUCCAAGACACCAUCAUCAGGCACCGGUGUGUCGUCUCAACAUUCAUCGCUGUCCGGAAGCAGCGUGAUUCCCAUGCCGCGCUACAACUCUGAUGCGCACCCUCAGCGGAAAAUGAAGUCCCAAUACCCGCGGAGCUCCAGCGAGAACCAUGUGGAAUAUAUCUUGGUCGCUUCUUUCGAUAUUGACAGGGGACCCAUCAUGGAACACCAAUACCCUAUGGCCAUCACUGGCGAUGAAAACAUGCUGGCGGAGCUAAUGCUGCCUGAUGGUGCACAUAUGCGGAACCAGGACUGGACGAUAUUCUUCCUGCACAAGGACACAAGCCAAGAGGAGGAAGACGAAGAGAGGGAGGCGCGGAGAAGGAGGAGACGAAGAAGGAGAAACAAAGCUGCGGGCAUCAUCGACGAGGAAACAGAAGAGGAUGAUGGCGCAGAAGAAGAGCAGGACGAUGACGACGACGAAUUUGACGAUGACGAGUCGACCGACAGUGAGCCAGAAGGCGGCGAGGGGCCCCCUCUGGUCUAUGUGCUGAAUUUGGUGAACACAAAACAAGAUAAAUCCGUGAAGAGAGGCGCGAUAGUGAAGGCGAUGGCCGUCUGCACACGGCAUCCUUUCCUGCAUAUAUACAAGCCGCUAUUACUGUUAGCUUUGGAGGAAUACUUCAAAUCUCCAGUGCCGGAGACCUUGGCCAUGCUUUAUGACUCUGUCAACGCAAUGGAUUUGUCUCUGAUGCCCAAAUUGAGCUUUCUCGAAAGGCAACUGCUGCAGUCCAGUGAGAACAAGGACCUCUUCGUCGAGAAAUUCGAGCGCAUGGUCCAGCAGCGGAUCGAGCAAGACCAGGAGGAAAACAGCUCAGACCAACCUACGGAAACCAGUCGCGAGCCGGCGAAGAGGCCAGAGAUACAACGAGCCGGGACCAAAGCUUUCCUCGAGGGCAAGGCGAUGUACUCUGUCCCCAGGGAUACUCACGAGUUUGAAAGCAAGGUCAUGUACAAAGGCAUACCCAUUCCGAUCAAGGUGCCGGUGGCCGUCAUGCCCGAGUCCGUGGGCGACUUCUCCCUGAUCAAGUUGAUCCAAAACUUCUCUGAACCCCAUGGGAAAUCGCCGCAACCAUUCCUGCCACAUGCGCACCUCACCACGAAUGGCCCUACCACACAUCCGAUUAUCGUCCUUGCCAACGCCCUUCUGACACAGAAGAGAAUUAUCUUCCUCGGUCACAACAUGCCGUCAGGCGAAGUUGCAGAGGCCGUUCUGGCCGCAUGUGCCCUUGCCUCUGGCGGUAUGCUGAGGGGUUUCACACGCCAUGCGUUUCCCUAUACGGAUUUGACAAAGAUCGACGACCUUCUCAAGGUUCCUGGGUUCAUCGCGGGUGUCACAAAUCCGACCUUUGAACAUCAUCCGGAGUGGUGGGAUCUAUUGUGCGAUUUGCCCAAGGGCCGCAUGACUAUCAGCAGCAAGAUCGAGCCUGCGGCGGCAACGGAGGGUCUGGUAUAUUUCCAGCAGCAAAAUCCUUCCUAUGCAGGUCUUGUCAAUAUCUCCACUUCUAGUUCCACGUCUAGCGCGGACUUGACUGGAGAUCAGGCGUUCAUGACCGAUGUUCUUAAGAGCAUCGCAGCCCGUCAUGGCGAGAGGGUUGUCAGGGCUAAGUGGAGAGAUUGGGUGGUCAAGUUCACCCGCGUGGCUGCUGCAUUUGAGGAGAGCGUGUACGGAGCAAGUGCCUUGUACAUUGGAGGUGACGAGGGUGCAGAUGGCGGCGCUGUGAUCACACCCAGUUCUGGCGCAAAUGGCAUCCUUAGUGGACAUGGAUACGUCUGGCCAGACGAGCCAUCGAAGCACAAAGAGCUGGCGGGAAAUGUCACGAGGAUUGAGGGAUGGAGGAACACUAGGAGUUAUUACAGUUAUAUUCAGGACAUGGCCAAGAUGUACACCAUCAAACCGCUCAAGGGCCUGGACUUACACCACCUUCACGACCGGCUGCGGAUGCAGCGCAUGACACAAUCGCAGACUCGCGAGAUCUACCUCGGCUUCGCAAAGUACGUUCGCAGCUACGAAGAAAUCUGCCUGCUGCUUUCCGUGGCGCCGGAGUCGCAUGCGGGACUGUUCUACCUUGCUCUGGGCCUGUUCCACAAGGAGAGGGAUGUCCGAGUCAAGGUGGCAGAGUUGCUGGACCGAGUCGGCGAGCACGGAGCGGGCCAGCACUGGUGGAAGGGGAUGAGCCGAUUCGAAAAGCUGGCCUACCUACGGAUCAAGAGGGAAUUGGAGGCCGAAUUAAGGGCCAAGACUGGCAGCGCCAGUCCGGUGGAGCAACGGUUGAGUUAA
Diaporthe citri is the source of this 2421-nucleotide messenger RNA. RefSeq lists its product as uncharacterized. Gene Ontology annotation, biological process: actin cortical patch localization. Lineage: Eukaryota; Fungi; Ascomycota; Sordariomycetes; Diaporthales; Diaporthaceae. The transcript is spliced from 3 exons. Gene Ontology annotation, cellular component: plasma membrane. The record is from RefSeq and is a predicted model, not a curated record. Bases 1 to 2421 code for a protein of 806 amino acids.